Messenger RNA from Salvia miltiorrhiza (redroot sage), 1263 nucleotides. Its product is annotated as auxin efflux carrier component 5-like. The record is from RefSeq and is a predicted model, not a curated record. Gene Ontology annotation, biological process: auxin polar transport; auxin export across the plasma membrane. The coding region runs from base 1 to 1062 and encodes 353 amino acids. Gene Ontology annotation, cellular component: endoplasmic reticulum; plasma membrane. The transcript has 4 exons. NCBI's taxonomy places the organism in Eukaryota, Viridiplantae, Streptophyta, Magnoliopsida, Lamiales, Lamiaceae. Gene Ontology annotation, molecular function: auxin efflux transmembrane transporter activity.
AUGAUAGGAUGGGGAGAUGUGUGGAAGGUGGUCGAGGCGAUGACGCCGUUGUAUGUAGCGUUGAUAUUGGGAUACGGGUCGGUUAAAUGGUGGCGAAUAUUGCGCGUGGAGGUGUGCGAGGCCAUCAACCAUCUAGUGUUUUACUUCACUUACCCAUUGUUUGUGUUCGAGUUCGCCGCUCACGUGAACCCUUACACCAUGAACUACCCAUUGAUGGCCGCCGAUGUGGUUUCGAAGGUCAUAAUAGUGGCGGCGCUGGCGUGCUGGGCCAAGUGGUGCCCCCACGGGAGCUACUCGUGGUCGAUAACUAGCUUCUCUCUCACCACUCUCACCAACUCUCUUGUGGUUGGGGUUCCCUUUCUCCAGCCCAUGUACGGACAGGUGGGAUUCAACCUAGUCGUUCAAUCCUCGGUGUUUCAGGCGCUUGUUUGGACCACCAUCCUCUUGUUCGUCUUCGAACUCAGGGAUCUGCGGCGCCCUUCUCCCGCUCCUACUGAUACUGAUCAUGAUUUGGAAAACCAUCCCAUCACUGAUGCACUUGUAGAGGAGAUUAUCGCACCACCGCUAUCUUUGCGGAAGUUGAUCAAAAAGGUCGCCCUCAAAAUCGCCAAGAAUCCAAACUUCUACGCUUGUAUUCUCGGUCUUACUUGGGCCUUUUUAUCGAACAGAUGGCAUUUUAGCAUGCCGAACAUCGUGGAAGAAUCCGUUCUGAUCUUGUCUAGAGCUGGUACUGGCACGACAAUGUUCAACAUGGGGUUGUUCAUGGCGUCUCAAGAAAAAGUGCUAGCAUGUGGAGCAAAGCUCACGAUAAUUGGGAUGGCGCUAAAAUUCAUUGCUGAUCCGAUGGCCAUGGCUCUAGCUUCAUUUGCUGUUGGUUUGCGUGGAGAAGUCUUGCGUGUCGCUAUCAUCCAGGCAGCAUUGCCGCAAUCCAUCAACUCCUUCAUCUUUGCCAAAGAAUAUGGAUUACGUGCAGAUGUUUUCAGCACCGCGGUUAUCUUCGGCAUGAUUGCAUCUCUACCGGUGUUAAUAGGUUAUUCUGCAAUAUUGGAAUUAGUACAUUGACGAUGGUGGCCGAGAAAGCUGACAUGUUAUUCUUUUUAUUUAUCACUCUGAAUUUUUUAUGAAGUAGAAAAUUAUUUUUAUAAAGUCUUUUCUCAUGGCUACUAAUAUUAUCAUCUAGGAAGAAUUUUUUGCAAUUUUUUCCCAAUCAAUUUUCAUUCAAACAUGCAGUAGAAUAUAUUAAAUUAUCUUUUAUUUGGAUCA